This is a messenger RNA of Perca fluviatilis (European perch), 4235 nucleotides long. Its product is annotated as BUB3-interacting and GLEBS motif-containing protein ZNF207-like. The coding region runs from base 283 to 1680 and encodes 465 amino acids. The record is from RefSeq and is a predicted model, not a curated record. The transcript has 12 exons. Lineage: Eukaryota; Metazoa; Chordata; Actinopteri; Perciformes; Percidae. Gene Ontology annotation, cellular component: nucleus.
GUACCGGUAUCUCUGUUACUGGGCACGUUUCGUUCCUGAAGGUCUAGCGUUUAGUGUUGUUUAUUACGAAGCGUUUGUCUUUAAAUUGGCUGUGUAAAUAUUAGUUUUGGACCACCCGAUGGCGCCUUGAGGCCGCAGUGUGUUGUGGGGACUUGAGACCAGACCAGACCAUUGACAUAUAGGACCAGACCCGACGCCAUCUUCAAUAUCCCCAGUUGUUCUCUUCUGGUCGGUGUGUUAGCUGGUUUACUUCACUGAAUUAACGUUAGUAUUACAGAAAUCAUGGGAAGAAAGAAGAAAAAGCAAAUGAAGCCUUGGUGCUGGUACUGCAACAGAGAUUUUGAUGAUGAAAAGAUUCUCAUUCAGCAUCAGAAGGCCAAACAUUUCAAGUGCCACAUCUGUCAUAAAAAGCUGUACACUGGCCCUGGGCUUGCAAUCCACUGUAUGCAGGUUCAUAAAGAGACCAUUGAUGGAGUCCCCAAUGCAAUACCUGGAAGAACUGAUAUUGAGCUGGAAAUCUAUGGCAUGGAGGGUAUUCCCGAAAAAGACAUGGAAGAGAGAAGAAGAGUGCUAGAACAAAAGAACCAAGAGACUCAAAAGAAAAAGCAGAACCAGGAUGACUCUGAUGAGUAUGAUGAAGAUGACGAGCCUGGUCCCUCCUUCCAGCAGCCUGCUGCAGGCCAGCCACAGGCAGGCUGCAUACCCCCUAUGACCCAGCCUGGCAUGCCUCCUGGCUCUGCUGCUUCAGGGAUACCACCAGGCAGCUACUCAGGAAUUCCCCCAAUGAUGCCAGGUGUGCCACCAAUGAUGCCAGGAAUGCCCCCCGUAAUGCCAGGAAUGCCUCCAGGGAUGAUACCAAUGGGUGGGAUGAUGCCUCCAGGUCCAGGGAUGCCACCAAUGAUGCCAGGUGUGCCACCAGGCAUGCCUCCUCCUGUGGGCCACCGUCCAGGCAUCACACACAUGGCUCAGGCAAAUAUGCUGACUAGACCUGCUGUCCCUGCUGCCACUGUCCCCUCAGGCCAGCCUGAUGUAACAAAGCCUCUUUUUCCCAUUGCUGGACAGAUGGGCAGUCGUGUUGCAAGUACAAGUGCAGGCUCAUCCAGUGCAGACUCUCAGUCUGCCUCCCCUAAAGCUCUGUUCCCUGUCACGUCACAAAGUCUGCAGUCAGGGUCCCCCCACCCUCCUUCCUCUACCUCCUCUGAUCCCUCAAAGCCCACAUUCCCGGCCUAUACUCAGGCCACCGUAGCUGUGGCCAGCACCAAUGCUGGCAGCAGUACGGUCUCCAAACCUCCCUCUACUGUGACCAGUAAGCCUGCCACCCUCACCACCUCCAGUGCAACCAGUAAGUUGAUCCACCCUGAUGAGGAUAUCUCACUGGAAGAGUUGCGCGCUCAGUUGCAGAGGUACCAGCUCAGUAUUCUCCGCCCAGGCCAGAACAGUGCUGCUGCCCCGUCAGCGGGUUCCGUGGGUGGGAUGAUGGCUCCUCAGCAGUCCAGCAUGAGGCAUUCCAUACCUGGCCAGUACGGUGGUCCACCCCAGGGGCUGCCAGGCUACAUGCCAGGAGGGAUGCUUCCGUACGGACAGGCCCCUCCUGUGGUUCCCCCAGGGUACCAGGGAGCCCCUCCACGGCCACCCAUGGGUAUGAGACCCUCUGUCAUGUCUCCUGGAGCCCGCUACUGAAGCCUGCCAUCUUCUCUUCAAUAGGUUUGGACACUCAACCCUUUUCUAAUGUCCUCAGCUGCUAGUAGACAAACCAGUAUUGGUAUUUUAGUACCACAACAUACUGUUUAUUCUACUACUGAGCAAUGAGGAAGAGACACUGAAUAAACAGCAAACAAAAGAAUCACAGAGCGCAUGGGAAGUAUUUACACUGUACCUAACCAAGACUAUGUACUGUUGUUUCAAACCCUCUCUGUUCUGUGGCUUUUUUUUCCUUCUCAUGUUUCAUUCAGGUUUAUAGAAGUGUAGUAGAUAUGGUUCGUAGUGUUGUGAAGGCGCUGGAGUUACAUGAGCAGUACCCAACCUUUAUCAAGGCAAGUUUUAUGUAAAUACAUUUCUGUUCUAAGCUUAACAGUGAGGCCUUCACAGCACGUAGUGCUGUUGGACUUUGUGUCCCCAACUGUGUUUGGUGAGGGCUUCAAAUAACUGUUGAUGCAUUCAUUCUGUUUUAUGUGCAUAGUUUUAAUGAAGAGGUACUCCCAUAACCUUAAAUAGUUGAAGUACUAAAUGAAGUGAUAUAUGUAUUGUUGUAAAACUGUAUUGUAAUAAAAUGUGGCAAAAAUGUAAGACUCUUCUUUGCGGGAUGUUAGUGGGAAAAGAGACGUCACUGCAGGUUUGUACUCCAGUUGAAAUAUGUUGGUAAAUGUUUUCUUUUGGCUAGAAACAGUAUAUUGAUUUUUAAUUUUUAUUGAUUCUCUGAACGUGGCAAGUGCAUUGUACAGCUGCAUAAUUCCGGGUCGCUGUAGCGCUAAAACCCAGAUUUCUCUUCUCCCUGUAGCGAUGCCAUGGGGGACUGGCUGAGGCCCUGUCUCAGUGUAGCCCUGUUUCAGCCUGAGGCAAGUCUCACCAUUUUCUGUCUUCUCAUUCAUUACCAGGGGCCCUCACAGCUUACACGCUGUUGGAUCUCAAUGUCCCCAAACUUGCAGCAAGUUUGGUGAAGGCCCUUGUUUGUGUUGUUGCGUUUAGGCACCAUUUUCUUCAGGCAUGUAAAUUAUGUUCUUGAUUGUUAACCUCUAAUGUGUCAUUGAACCUGUAUCCUCCAUUCUUGGUUGGUGAGAGCAUCAGGAAGCUCAGUUUUCAUUUAAUAACUUUAUACUGAAAGUAUGGAGCUUUUAAAUGAAACCGUAUUCCUUAAGAAGCUUUUUAUAAUAACUAGUCCUACAGUCAACAGCAAUUUACUGCCUAAAAUAUUAAAGCUUGGUCAAAAGUCUGUCACAAACAGCCAUAAAUACAUUAAAUGUUUGUUGGGAGGUUUGUGAUGAACAAAUGACUUUUCAUAUGAAUGUGAAAAUGUCUUUACUACUUAAUCCUGUUUGUUUCAUCAGCUGUCCUCACUUGAUCAUUUGAGUUUAACUACUUACAUGAAGGAGAAUCCCUACCAGUAACAGGUUAGUUAAAGCUGUAAGUACCACUGCUGUAAUUUUAACUUCCGUCAACCUGUGUUUUGUGUGCUCACACAGUUAGUCACCUUUUUUUUUUUUUUUUUAACAAAAUGAGCCCAUAAUAAUUAAGCAUUCUACAUUUAUAGCAGCCAAUCAUUCAAUAUGAUCGAGGAAUAAGUCGGGGCAGAAAACAUAUGUGUGCAACACAUUUCUUUCCACUAGUUCCUCUUAAUGUGAUCAGCAUCUAUAGUUUUUGAUGGGAAUGACCUCCAUUUAAACUAAUGAUUUAAUGCUUUACUUGAGUAUCAAAAGGAGAGUCUUCACUGGUAAGUAUGGGCUCAUCACUUCUGUUUAAUGUGCUAACAGGGCCGUGUCUGGGGGGAGUGGCACAGGUCACCCAGUGCGCCAGGUUAGAGGCGGUACCUUAGUUUGUAUUUUGCUGGAAAUUGGAAGUUGUUUAUACAGUAUUGUCCAUGCAGGCUUAUUCAUUUUAAUGUUGGUACUUUAUACUUUGACUUUAUUUUUGAAUGUGCAUUGUUUUCUGUUGUAUGUAGCCUACAUUUAGAGGUACAAUUUAUUUUUGAGACUUAAAGAAUAAAGUCUGGAAGCUUUAUAUUACAUGUGUAUGAUGUAAUAUACCAAUCAUGUGUAUGAUUGGUAGGUCUAUUUAUCUUUUAAAUAAACAUUUUAAAAACAGAGGAAUGUCAGAACCUGUGAGACACUGUAAUGUUAGUAAUUAAAGUAGAUAAGCGUAUUGGAAAACAGAAUGUUCAGGCUAUUCUGACAUGCAUUUGUGUGUUCACCUGCACACACUACAAGCCACCUGUAUAAGUGAGUGUCCCACUUGGAUCACCCCAGUCAAAGUCUGGAAUGUAUUCUAAUUCUCAGUUAAUAUUGAACAAUUGUAUCUGCUAAAUAAUACAGUUAAAUAAAAAUAUACAUUUUCAUUAGCUUGUAGUUAUUAAAGCUUUGGAAGAGGUUUUUCCGGUUUUAAUUUGAGUGAAACAUUCAUCAUGAAUAUUUCUUUUAGGAUCAGUCCCUCAAAGCACAACUGGAUUUGAUUUGUGAUGAAUGCGCCACUGUCUGAAUGUAUACUGUUUUUUUAUUUUUAAAUAAACCAGUUCCUAAACUCUU